Messenger RNA from Choloepus didactylus (southern two-toed sloth), 2237 nucleotides. Its product is annotated as ankyrin repeat domain-containing protein 26-like. The transcript has 2 exons. The record is from RefSeq and is a predicted model, not a curated record. NCBI's taxonomy places the organism in Eukaryota, Metazoa, Chordata, Mammalia, Pilosa, Megalonychidae. The annotation marks the transcript as partial.
GGGAACUCCUCAAGCUUAGAAGUUUCUGCACCUCAAAGGAAUUUCUCAAAAAGGUUUCUGAUAGUCAUGAGAAAGGAGAAGAUCUUUUGCAUAAAAAUCGCAUGUUGCAGGAUGAAAUUGCCAAGCUAAGAUUGGAAAUAGACACAAUGAAAAUUCACAACCAGGAAAAAGAAAAGAAAUAUUCCGAGGACAUGAAAAUUGUAAAAGAAGAAAAUGAUGACCUUCAAAAGACAUUAAAACUGAAUGAGGAAACAUUAACAAAAACAAUAUUUCAGUAUAAUGAACAGAUUGAUGUUCUGACAUCACAAAAUGCAAUGCUAAACUCUAAAUUAGAGAGUGAAAAAAAAAGCAAGGAAAGACUGGAAACAGAAGUUGAAUCAUACCGUUCUAGACUGGCUGCUGCAAUAAAUGACCAUGAUCAAAGUGAGAUAUCAAAAAGAGAGCUGAAACUCACUUUCCAGAGAGCAAAAGAUGAGUGGUUUCAUUUACAGGACAAAAUGAAUUUUUAUGUGUCUAACCUAAAAGACAACAAUGAGAUUCUUUCUCAACAGCUUUCUGAAGCUGAAAGUAAAUUCAAUAGCCUAGAAAUCGAGUUCCAGCACAUAAGACAUGCUUUGAGAGAAAAGAUUUUGAUUUUAGAACAUGUACAAAGAGACCUAAGCCAAACCAAAUUUCAUGCUCCUGAGGAGGAAACAUGAGAAGGUUCUGACACUAUUGGAUUAACAGUGACACAAAACCCCAAAGAGUGCUCCCAUGUCCUCAAGGGGCUCCUUUAAUGUAAUUCACUUCUGUCAAAUUUUCUUUUCAUGGAAUUCAGGUAUUCAGGAAUACAGUUAUUGUUUGGCUAGCACAGGAAUUUAGGUGCCAGGAAACAAGAAUUUUGGAUCAUUUCCAUUGGAAUAAUAAGAAAAAGUAGAAAAUGAGUAUUGGUGAUAGACAGUCAAGGUAAAACAAGAAAAGUUUCAGAGGAGAAUCAAAGAUUUUUAGGGAGAUCUAUGAAGAUGAAGAAAAAUAAACUAAGCCAGAGUCAUCCAUACCCUAGUUCCUUCUUUGAGAACAGAGAGCAUGAAAUUUGGCUUACAAGAUUUUGCCAGUGUUACAGAUGUCUUCCCACUCAAUGAACAGAAGCUUCAUGACACCAUGAAACAGGGAUCAGGCAAAGGGUUUUGUCUGUUUGUCUGUUUUUUCCCAUUCAAGCUUUCCUUUCUUAUGCGAGGCAAGGCUAAGCUAAAGUCAGAUGUCAUGCCCAUUCCUUCAAUCCCCCUGCCAAUGGAAGAAAAGUAGUCCAAGGGUUCAAAGUAGUCCAAGGUUCCUGACUUGUCAUGGCUUCCUCUCAAAGAGGCAGACAUCAUAGAAAAGCCCUGUGGAUAUGGGGGUGAUCCUUAUCAUUUCCCAUCAGUUCCAAGGUGGCAUCUAGUCACAACAUUUUUUUUCUUUGGAGCACCGAGGGACAUUCUUUUUCUUCACUAUCCUAAUAGAAUCACAGGAGAUAAAGCAGUACAAUCUCCAAGAUGGCUUUGGAUUAGAGAUUGUGUGCAUUUGUUAUUUCCUCCUCCCUUAGUAUUGUCUGUCUUCUCAGAAAAAGGCACUCAGACCUUGAGAGAUUUCCUUAAUAACAGAUAAUAGUCACACCCGACUAAUUUUAUGUGCUUCUUAGAAGAGAGGCAAAACAGCAUAUGUAAAAUACAAGGAGCUCUUCAAGACCAUAAUGCUACACUAAGUUUUACUUCUGAAUCAUAGAAAGGUCCUGAAUGCUCAUUGUGUAAUAUUUUGAAAAAUGUAGAAAAGCAUGGAAGAAGAAAAUAAAAAUUGCUCAUAACCCAUCACUUUUAAGAGGGCAAAUGAUAGCCUGAGGGUCAAAUCCUGUCCAGUGCCUCUUUCUUCCAGUAUGGCCCUCAAGCUAAGAAUGUUUUUUAUGUUUUUAAAGGGUUGUAAAAAACAAUAACAAUGCCUACCAGGAUGACAACAACACACACACACAAAGAAGAAUAUGUGACAGAGACUUUAUAUGGCCCAGGAAGACUAGAAUAUUUACUAUUUGACCCUUUACAGAAAACAUCUUCUGACUCUUGAUAGAAAGUAACAACUAUUAUUUUGGUGCCUUUCCUCUCUUGAGUACCUGUGCAAAUUUUUAAGAAAAAAAUCUGUGAUAAUCUUUGAUUUUGUAUAUUAUUUUUUCCUCCUACUCUAAUACUAUGUCAUGUACAUUUUACCCAUCAUUAAAUAUUCUUCAAAAA